Molecule: messenger RNA, 2343 nt
Organism: Beta vulgaris subsp. vulgaris (sugar beet)
Lineage: Eukaryota; Viridiplantae; Streptophyta; Magnoliopsida; Caryophyllales; Amaranthaceae
Product: stromal 70 kDa heat shock-related protein, chloroplastic-like
Exons: 8
Coding region: 1-2103 (700 amino acids)
Biological process (GO): protein refolding; cellular response to unfolded protein
Cellular component (GO): chloroplast; cytoplasm
Molecular function (GO): ATP hydrolysis activity; ATP binding; ATP-dependent protein folding chaperone
Source: RefSeq, a predicted model, not a curated record
AUGAUCAUGGCAGCAACCUCAGCAACAGCCCAAAUUCACAUCCUAGGAAACAACAAUAGUUCUUUUUUAGGACAAAAACUUGGGUACAAAAACAACAGAUUUCCUGUACUAGUAAACUUUAGGAGGAGGAAUGAGCAUAAUCUAGAAUACUCUAAAAGGUUGAGUACUCUAAGAGUGGUGUGUGAGAAGGUGGUGGGUAUUGAUCUAGGGACUACAAACUCCGCGGUGGCAGCUAUGGAAGGAGGGAUGCCAACCAUCAUAACUAAUGCUGAGGGGCAGCGAACCACGCCGUCAGUGGUGGCUUAUACCAAGAGUGGGGAUCGCCUCGUAGGACAGAUUGCCAAGCGACAGGCGGUGGUUAACCCGGAGAAUACGUUCUUCUCUGUUAAGCGGUUCGUAGGGAGAAAAAUGGGGGAGGUUGAUGAGGAGUCUAAGCAAGUGUCUUAUAAGGUUGUUAAAGAUGAGAAUGGAAAUGUUAAGCUUGAGUGUCCUGCUAUAUCUAAACAAUUUGCUCCUGAAGAGAUCUCUGCUCAGGUGUUGAGGAAGCUUGUGGAAGAUGCAUCAAAGUUUUUGAAUGAUAGUGUUAAUAAGGCAGUGAUCACUGUGCCUGCUUAUUUCAAUGAUUCUCAAAGAACUGCUACAAAGGAUGCUGGUCGAAUUGCUGGACUCGAUGUUCUUCGGAUCAUCAAUGAACCUACAGCUGCGUCGUUAGCUUAUGGGUUUGAAAAGAAGAACAAUGAAACAAUCUUGGUGUUCGACCUUGGAGGUGGUACUUUUGAUGUUUCGGUUCUUGAGGUUGGAGAUGGAGUUUUUGAGGUGCUAUCUACAUCAGGAGACACUCAUUUAGGAGGUGACGAUUUUGAUAAGAGAAUUGUUGAUUGGCUGGCUGACAAUUUUAAGAAGGAUGAGGGUAUAGAUCUUCGGAAAGACAAACAAGCUCUUCAACGUCUAACUGAAUCUGCCGAGAAGGCAAAGAUUGAGCUUUCGACUUUAACUCAGACUAGCAUUAGCCUACCUUUUAUUACUGCAACACAAGACGGCCCUAAACAUAUUGAUACGACCCUCACGAGAGCAAAGUUUGAAGAGUUAUGUUCAGACUUGCUUGACAGAUUGAAGACACCUGUUGAAACUGCUUUAAAAGAUGGAAAGCUUUCAUUUAAAGACAUAGAUGAAGUUAUCCUUGUUGGUGGAUCAACAAGGAUACCUGCUGUACAGGAUCUCGUGAAAAAGAUGACUGGCAAGAAUCCAAAUUGUAGUGUCAACCCUGAUGAAGUAGUUGCCCUAGGUGCUGCUGUUCAGGCUGGUGUGUUGGCUGGAGAUGUUAGUGACAUUGUUCUAUUAGAUGUAACUCCAUUAUCUCUGGGGUUAGAGACACUUGGUGGUGUUAUGACAAAAAUCAUACCAAGAAACACGACAUUGCCUACUUCGAAAUCAGAGGUUUUCUCAACUGCCGCAGAUGGGCAGACAAGCGUCGAGAUCAAUGUUCUUCAAGGAGAAAGAGAGUUUGUGAGAGAUAACAAGUCACUCGGGAGCUUCCGGUUAGAUGGAAUUCCCCCGUCCCCUCGUGGGGUACCCCAAAUUGAAGUCAAGUUCGAUAUUGAUGCCAAUGGGAUUCUCUCUGUGACUGCUGUCGACAAAGGAACAGGAAAGAAACAGGAUAUUACUAUAACUGGUGCUAGCACCUUACCCACAGAUGAGGUAGAGAAAAUGGUUCAAGAAGCUGAGAGAUUUGCAAAGGAGGAUAAGGAAAAGAGAGAAGCAAUUGACACAAAGAACCAAGCAGAUUCUGUAGUGUACCAAACUGAGAAGCAGUUGAAGGAGUUGGGGGAAAAGAUCCCUGCCGCAAUAAAGGAAAAGGUUGAGGCCAAAUUAAAAGACCUCAAGGAUGCUAUUGAAGAUGGCGUGACUCAGAAGAUUAAGGAUGCUAUAUCUGCAGUAAACCAGGAAGUACUGCAGAUAGGGCAAUCUAUGUACAGUCAGCCAGGAGCAGCUGGGGCGGGUCCUACAGCUAAUUCGGCUGCUGGUCCAACAGAGCCUACUGGAACCACCAGUUCUGAUGGUAACGGAGAUGUGAUAGAUGCUGAUUUUAGCGAAAGCAAGUGAGGAAAUUUUCUUGCAGUACAUUUAUGAUUCAGCUUGUUAAGUUAGCAUUGUAAUUUUAAUUAAAAAACAUAGUAUAGCAUGUGUAUAGAUUAUCCGUGGUUCUAUGAAAUAUUUGAGCUGUAUUACUGUAUAUGAGUAGGAAUUAGGUGAAUGUGAAAGUGAUUUCAAUGAUAGAUCACAGUGGUUGUUUCUGACAGUUAUUACUCAGUGCAAAAAAAUGAACUCUGUUCAAGUUUAUUA